AUGCCUACACCACUUCCGUCGAGUUUCGCUUCCGCCGCCGCUGGCAACACCCAGGACCCCAGUCGGAGAGGGGAUGGAAGUACUGGUGGAGAAUGGUCUCGAUCCCGCAUCAACGGAGCCACUCAAACCUUUCGCCGUCCAUCAGUUGCGACCAACCCUUCGCACACUCGAGAGAGUAGCCACCCAGUCUCUGCUUCUACGCCGACCUCGGGAGCCUACGUCCCUCCCCACAUGAGCUCAAAUACCUUGUCUACUGCAAUGCGGAACGGCGAUGCCCGAUACUCCAAGGAUCAACUCCUAGACUUGUACAAGACACAGAGAGAAUCGGGAUCCUUGGGUAAGCAUGUGGAGGAUUAUUUCGUGGCCGACUGGGAUCCUCAUGCUGUUUCAGCUUCCGCAAAUGGAGCGUGGGGGAAGCGGGACGACCAUAAAACUUCCGCGGGGCCUGAGGUGUGUUGGGACCAUGAGGGUCAGGCCGAACCGCUGGGCUUGAAUGAUAUGACGGAGAGUGAGAAGGAGGUGGGUCCCUUUCAUUUUCACGAAUUCCCUAUUUUUCCCACGCGGGAGAAUCAUCAAAAAACUAACCCGAGAAAAAAUUUCCAGUUCUUUGCCGCGUCUGUCAACUCCCCUCUCAAGCCUCCGCCUACGAACGCAUCGAAAGAAAAUACCGGAGUAGUAACUGGUGGUGGUCGUAAAGGGUCUAUUUCUUACACCCAAGGCCACAUUAAUAACUACAAUACCUCUUCUCCCAAUACCACUCGUCCAGGAAUGAGACGUCGAGAGACGGGCGACUCGGUCGGUAAUCCCAUGUCUCCUACCGCGUCUAACUCUCGCUUUUUCCGCGACGAAGCGAAUACUUCUACCCCUCCUCCGGCCCUCCUGCGUCGGAAGACCGACUUUCGAGACCCGGCCGCGAAACCGGACGAAAAAUCGAAGGAGGCUUCCGAUGCUGCUUCGCCUUUCGGUUCCCUGAAACGCAGCACCACCAACCCGUUGAACACCGCGGUAGGACCAUCCUCUCCUUGGGGUCCGGCAUCGGCAUCGGCGAGUGCAAAUUUCUCUCCGAUGGGGGCUUUCGGCGCCUUCUCCCUCGCGUCGGGUUCCGUUUCUGCUACCACACCCACAGCUGAGAAGAAGCCUGGAUACGGAAGCUUGCGCGGCGAGAGUAGAUUCAAGGGACUACUUUCCAAGGACAGCUCGGAGGAUAUUGCGGGCUCUGCGAGGGAGAAAAACUUGAGCAGCCUUGAGAGACUGGUGGAGGAUGAUGGUCUCAGACGUGCUCAGUCUCCAUGGGGCGAUUCUGUGAAGACCCGCAUGGGUCGCAGUGAGACUAAUCCGUUCGAUGAACCUCGCAGUGGAAGUGCUGCUCUGGGCGGUUCCCAGGAUGUUGAAGCGCCUUCCCAGGAUUCUGGAUUUGGUGCUUUCGGCAUGACUUCCAGUAUCCCUGGCUUCCGGGAGUUGAUGCAGAGCCAGGAAAAUUCGCGAAACCCUACCCCGAAUCUGCUCCAAGGACAUGAACCGACCAGCCCGACCAAUACCAAUCCUUACCAAAGCCCUCAUGGCGACCGAGUUGCGGACCACCAGGAGGAUGUGGAUACUGAUGGCUCGGACAUUCAGCACCCUCAGCACCCUGGACUCAGCGGACUGCGCGAUCCUUCGAACCCGUUCGGCUCUGUGAGACGUGUCGGUUCAGGAAUCGACCUCCCCUCUAUUGAUCGCAGCCAGAACUCGAGCGCUAAUGCCAACCGAACUUUCUCCGGCCUUGGAAGCUUGGGUGGCCUUCCGUCCCUCGGUGGAGGAUCUGCUUGGCCUUCUGCUGGAGGUGCUAUUGGUACACCGACUCGUGAGCGUCCAGCUUUUGGUGGAGGAUUUGGCGAUCCUAUCUUUGGCACCAUGGGCGACCUUCAAUCUCCCAGCUUGUCUACUCUUGGUGGUGGUGGCCUCUUCAGUCCUCAUGCCGGGCUGAGUGGUACUGCAAGCAUUGGACGAGGAAGCAAACUGGGUGCUCUCUUUAACAUGCAGGAUGACCAAGGACGACCGGAUUCCGUUGGCCUGACCGACGGACAGCUUGAUUUUCAAGACAAAUCUGGCCAAGCAAGCAAGCCUGGAUCCAAUUCCGCAUCGCAGACACCCGUCUCAGCUGUUGGAACUAUCCCUGUCAACUUGGGCCAUGACACCACCCAAGUUCAGACCCCUGGAGGCACCCUCCCUGCUUCUCAGCAACGCACUAUGGUUAUGCCAGACCGGAUGCGCUGGAUUUAUCGCGACCCUCAGGGUAACAUCCAAGGACCUUGGACUGGUCUUGAAAUGCACGAUUGGUUUAAGGCUGGAUUCUUUAGUCCCGACCUUCAAAUCAAGAAGCUCGAAGAUGGAGAAUUUGAGCCGCUUGCCCAGCUGGUGCGUCGCAUUGGGAACUCUCGCGAGCCUUUCCUUGUUCCCCAGAUUGGCAUCCCCCAUGGCCCUGAGCCCAAUGCUACUCAGUGGACCGGCAACACCCAGGGCUCUGCCCAGCCGCCAUUCCCCGGCAGCUUCCCUAGCUUCGGUACUACAUUGACUGCCGAACAGCAAAAUGCUCUUGAGCGCCGUAAGCAAGAAGAGCAGUACUUGAUGGCUCGACAGAAGGAACACCUGGCUCAGCAGCAAGCCAUGUUGAAGACCAUUGUUCCCGGUGCGCCACCAACACUGCAGCCCCAGCUUCAACACCAGUCGAGUGCCCAUAGCCUUCACAGCCAGCCCAGCUUCGGCAGCAUUGCCUCUCCGGGCGCUUACCAACCCUCUCCGAUUCAGCCUGCUCUGCAACAGCAGUCCCAGGGACUUCCUGGUUUCUUUGACUCUGCCGCUCAACUGAGACAGGGAGGUCUGUCCAAUGUUGGACCAGGUAUGCUUGGCACUGAUCUUGGUGGUGUUGCCCAGGACCAACUCCCUGCCCUUCUCGAUCGCUUGAACGUUGGCCGACAGGAUCCUUUUGCCUUUGGUGGGGCUUCUUCUUUCUCCGGACGUCAGCCCGAGAGCUUGUUGCACUCUCAGCAGGUGGCCUCCAUGCUCCAGGAUCGUGCUCAGCUUCAGCAAGAGCAGGAGCAGUUCGAUAAGGCUAAUGCCAAUGACCCCUUCGACCAGGAGGCUCGUGAGGAACGCCUUCGUCAGUUCCAUGCUCUCCGGGCUCAGGAAGGAGAGCUUGGUAUGCGCACCGCCGAGGGUCUGCCUACUCACCCCGCCGCUGUUGCCGCUCAGCAGCUUGAAGCCGAGGUCGCAGCUGCUUUGGAGGUUCCUCCCGAGGCAGAGCCUAUCGUCGAUGAACCUACUUUGACCUUGUCUCAGCAGGUCCAGAAGGCCGCGUUCGCCCAGCGUCAGCUAGAGGAAGAGGAUCAGCAACAGCAGCAACCCCAGGCUACUCCUGAAUCCGUGUGGGGAGUUAACAAGCUGGACAAUGGUAUGCCCCAGCCCUUCCCUCCCCCACCAUCUGCAUCGCCUCUCCCUGCUCCGGCCGCCCAGCGUAACCGUCAGAACGUGGCCGAGUCCCUCGCUGCGGGAUCUCGUUCUCAGACUCAGACUCCCGUCGAUGCCCCUCCCACCUCAGUUGCGCCAUGGGCCAAGGAUGCCAAUGAGUUGCCCAAGGGUCCUUCUCUGAAGGAGAUCCAAGAAGCCGAAGCUCGCAACGCCGCCCAGCGUGAGGAAGUUGCUGCCGCUGCCCGUCGUGCCCAGCUUCUCGCUGAGCAAGAACGUCUCAGCCAAGCCCAAGCUCAGGUUGUGCCUGGUCUGCCCUCUUCUGCUAACUGGGCCAGCGCCGGCUCCCCUGCUCCUACCACCACUGGAUCAGUGUGGAACAGCAAGACCCAGCCCGCACCCACCACCACCGCUACCAAGAAGACUCUCGCCCAGAUUCAAAAAGAAGAGGAGGCCCGCAAGCAGCGUCUUGCUGCUGCUGCCGCAGCCGCAGCUCAGACUGCUAGCCCAAGCCCUCCCGCAUCUGUCGGCAAGCGUUACGCCGAUCUCGCCAGCAAGGUUGCCUCUACUUCCCCUGCUUCUGCUGCUAAUGCUGCUCCAUCCGCUCCUGGCGCUUGGACUACCGUUGGUGCCGGUGGCAAGGCCAAAGCUCCUCCUGCUGCUCCUCUUGGACCUCGUUCAACCAGUGGUACCAUCCCUCUAGCUCCUGUAGCCGUUGCCAAGCCUCGUCCUGUUACCACUACUCGUACUGUCCUGGUCCAGCAAUCCUCCAACCCUAACCGGGCUGUCGAGGAGUUCACCAAGUGGGCCAAGUUAGCUCUUGGUAAGGGUCUGAACAGCAACAUCAACGUCGACGAUUUCGUCCAGCAACUCCUUUUCCUCCCUGCUGAGGCCGAGAUUAUCUCCGAUUCCGUCUACGCCAACUCCCAGACUCUGGAUGGUCGCCGCUUCGCUGAUGAGUUCAUUCGUCGCCGCAAGCUCGCUGAUAAGGGUGUUGUUGACCCCGUCUCUCCUAGCGCCUUCGGUACUGAGCAGAGUGGUUCCGGCGGAUGGAGCGAGGUCGCCAAGAAGGGCUCUACUGCUAGCGUUGCUGCUGCUACCCAGCGUGAAGAGGAAGCUAGCAGUGCUGCAUUCAAGGUUGUCGCUCCCCGUAAGAAGGGUAAGCGCUAA
Penicillium malachiteum is the source of this 4614-nucleotide messenger RNA. RefSeq names its product GYF domain-containing protein. Lineage: Eukaryota; Fungi; Ascomycota; Eurotiomycetes; Eurotiales; Aspergillaceae. The record is from RefSeq and is a predicted model, not a curated record. The coding region runs from base 1 to 4614 and encodes 1537 amino acids. Gene Ontology annotation, molecular function: protein binding. The transcript is spliced from 2 exons.